GAGAAUUUUUUGUUGACACGUUUGAUUUUGUUGUUUACAUUUGUUAAUCUCUUUGGAUUUGAUUAGUUGGUUUCUAAUUUCUUUAAUCACAAUGGUCGAUGAUGCCACUCGAAAGACUUUAACUAAUAUUCCACUAUUAAAGACGAAAGCGGGACCAAGAGAUAAAGAUCAGUGGCCACAAAGAUUAAAGGAAGAGUUCCAAUCGCUAAUCAAGUAUGUCCAACAAAAUAAAGACAAUGACAACGAUUGGUUUCGACUUGAGUCCAAUAAAGAUGGUACAAAAUGGUUUGGAAAAUGUUGGUAUAUCCAUGAGCUUUUGAGAUACGAAUUUGAGAUUGAAUUUGAUAUUCCUGUCACUUAUCCUACUACAGCUCCUGAAAUCGCUAUUCCUGAGUUAGAUGGUAAAACGGUGAAAAUGUAUCGAGGUGGAAAAAUUUGUUUAUCUGAUCAUUUCAAACCUUUGUGGGGCAAAAAUGUCCCAAAAUUUGGCAUCGCUCAUGCAAUGGCCUUAGGGCUUGGUCCAUGGUUAGCAGUUGAAAUUCCUGAUCUAAUCGAGCGAGGGAUUGUUGUUCAUAAAGAAAACCAAUCAUCAUCUUAAAUGAAAUUUAAUUGGAUUCAUUUAAUUAUCUCCACAGUUUAUCAACCAAAUCGCAAUCGAAAACAUUUGUUAUUCUACUUGGACAAUCUCCAUGUUUCCCAUGUCCAUGUGAAUUACAACAAAUCUACAGUAUCUUCAACAAAUAUUAUUAAUUUACGUUAAUUUCUUCUUUCUAAACAAUCAAAUUAAAUGUUGAUUCAAUUAACAAACAAGAAACAACAACAAAGUGUUUCCUGUUUCUCAGUUUCAAAUAUUUUCUUCCUUAAAAUCCACAUUUCUAUUAUUCUCUAAAAGUAUUUUCUCAUUGUAAUAGAGAAUCGAAAAUCAAUUGCUAUCAUUUAAUAAGAAUUAAA
Panonychus citri (citrus red mite) is the source of this 951-nucleotide messenger RNA. It is a transcript of the gene Ufc1, whose product is annotated as ubiquitin-fold modifier-conjugating enzyme 1. Gene Ontology annotation, molecular function: UFM1 conjugating enzyme activity. Lineage: Eukaryota; Metazoa; Arthropoda; Arachnida; Trombidiformes; Tetranychidae. Gene Ontology annotation, cellular component: cytoplasm. The coding region runs from base 92 to 598 and encodes 168 amino acids. The transcript is spliced from 4 exons. The record is from RefSeq and is a predicted model, not a curated record. Gene Ontology annotation, biological process: protein K69-linked ufmylation.